CAAGACAUGAUAACGUUUAUAGGACCCCGGGAGCCGCAUUACAGAUUUCCGCGGUGGACCCUACAUCACUUAAAGAGAUGAACCUGGAUGAAGACAGUGGUCUGACCGGCAGCUGCGGCAAUGGCAAGCUGAGGCAGUGGCUGAUAGAGCAGAUUGACAGCAGGAGAUAUCCAGGCCUAGUUUGGGAAAAUGAUGAGAAAACCAUCUUUAGGAUUCCGUGGAAACAUGCAGGGAAACAAGACUACAACCGAGAGGAGGAUGCCGCUUUGUUUAAGGCAUGGGCGAUGUUUAAGGGCAAGCAUAAGGAAGGAGUUGACAAGCCAGACCCCCCCACAUGGAAAACCAGACUACGCUGUGCCCUUAACAAGAGCAAUGAUUUUGAUGAAAUAGUGGAAAGAAGCCAACUGGACAUCUCAGAACCAUACAAAGUCUACAGAAUCAUCCCAGAGGGAACCAAAAAGGGCAUGAAAAUGAGCCGCAUGGAGGAAACGCCAUCACACCCAGUUGGAUACAUUCCACCAUAUACGUCUCUGCACAACCAGGUACCCAGCUUUGUGCUUUCUCCAGAAAGAAGGGACUGGAGGGACUAUCAUACACCGCCUGAACAACAUUCUCUCCAUAACACAAAUCACCAUGGCCAACACACUGACUUGCAGUAUGGUCAGUGCCACUACCAGUCACCAAUCAGUAGAGUUUGGCCUGGUUCACACACUGAAAAUGGUUUUCAGCUCUCAUUCCACACAUACCUUUCAGAGUCUCAGCCACCAAUGUACACGAUGGACCACAACAAUGCCAUAUCAGAUUUCAGCCUGCAUGUAUCCCUUUACUACAGAGAAACAUUGGUGAAGGAGGUCACUGUCAGCAGCCCAGAAGGUUGUCGGAUUACCUCUAACUCGACAUCCUCUCCAUCAUCUUCCUCCUCCUCUUCUCCAUGCCCAGAGGACAGAUUCCACAGUGGUGCGGAAAUCAUUCUUUUUCCAUCCCCCUUCCCUGAAUCUCAGAGGCAAGGAGCUGAGAUGCUUCCCAACAUCCUGGAGAAAGGAGUGCUCCUUUGGAUGACAACUGAUGGGCUGUAUGCCAAGCGCAUGUGUCAGGGACGGGUGUACUGGGAAGGACCUCUGGCUCCAUAUGUGGACAAACCCAACAAGCUGGAGAAGGAACAGCCAUGCAAACUGUUUGACACCCAUCAGUUUCUUAUUGAUCUACAAGAUUUUGCCCAUAAUGGUCGUCAUCCUCCACGACACCAGGUGGUGCUUUGCUUUGGAGAUGAAUAUCCAGAUCCACAACGUCCCAGGAAACUUAUUACAGCACAGGUGGAGCCAAUGUUUGCCAAGAAGCUAAUCUACUAUUACCAACAGAAUGCUGGCCACUACCUGCGAGCCUACGAUCACAUUCAGGAACAAAACCCUUCUCCAACUAUUGACUAUCCUUCUCAGAGACCCAUGGAGCAUAUUCAGGAGUGAAAAGCAUGCAAAAAAAGCUACACAAGCACAUAAGCGGGAUGGGUAUAAAUGUGAAUGUAAAGCUGUGAAUUUGUAUCACGCCUAAAGACUGCAGCAGCCAUGUUUACUGUAAAUGAUUUUGAGGCUGAGGGGAUGAGAUGGGGAAGACCCUGUAAGAUUUUACACGUUUGUUUCAAAGACUGGGGAGUAAGUUCAUAUGUUGUUGUUUUUUUUCUUUUCUCUUUCUUCUUCUUCAGCAAAUAUUAUUGUGACAGUGUGAAGGAUGCGGUUUGAGGGUGGGGGAGAUGAGCGGAGUGGAGGGCAAACUGAGACAGGAAGUACUAGCACAGGUGCACAGGAAGAAUGGCCCCUAAGACAAACACUGAUAUGUCUGUGAGAUAAGCCAGUCUGAAUGAAUACUUCUCAUUCACAGGUAACAGUAAAUCUAUAUUUUGGUGAACAGGAUUUGGGGACAAUUUCUGAUUCUACGUUCUUUAUGCAGCUCAUUUACUUUAUAAUCAACAACACUCGACAUACAAGAUAAAGAAAGUAGACAUAAGGCAUGCUUACAGAAAAGAAAAAUGUAUAAUAUUGAUUUGUUCUAAGGCAGAUUUUUGAAGACCCCAAAUUUUGUCUCGAUGUAUGAUAGAAAAAUCUUGUUUAUUCCGGCCCUUUGUUUGACGGUUCUGUUGCUUGUGAAAUAUUGUAUAGUUUAAAAUUUCUUCAAACCGAGUAAUAAAUAUUUUUGAAACUAUUCCAACUUUAUAGCCCAUUUUUAUUCAAGCCUGUAGACAUGCAACAUGUAAGGGUUUGUAGCUACGCCUUUCUUUGUGGUAUUUGCCCACAAAACAGGAGGGGACAAAUGUUGCACAGUAAAUUAUCAGAGAACAAUCUGUGGUUCAAGCACUGCCUCAGUGAAUGUGGGCUACGUUAAAUGGAAAAUGUCACUCAUCCCGUAACUUACAGGGAAAUGAUACCUGUUCCUCUUGACCUGAAACUAGCGGCCUCUCAAGUGGGAAGGAAAACUACCUUGAUGGUCGGUUUGCAGAUUAUACACAAGGAGCUGUCGUUCCCAUGCAUGAGGUGCUUUGGAGAUGGGGUCUUCGAUUAAAUUUUGAAGUUCCACUUAAAUUAUUUUCAUCAAACAAAUUAAAUAUCAAGCAUUUGUUUUAAAUUUGAGGAAAUCUGCAACGAAAACUAACCUGAUUGUAUGCAAAACAUUACUACCUAAAGCAACACCCGUUGUGCCACCUUGUUAGCAACAACCGUCAUAAAGUGAUGCAAAACUUUCAUUUAGUAUUUUGAAUAGCUGUGGAGGAAUUUUAGAAUUUUUUUUUCUCCAGUUCAACAACCUUAUUUAUUCCUAGGUGGACUUGCUGGUUUACUUUGCUUCAUAUUGCUACUUCAUAACUCCAGUGUUCUUGAGUUUAAGUCAAAAAGUAAUGAUUAAACAUCUCAUUUGGUUUUCUGUCAAAGAGCAGCAUUCAUGGCAAAAUGGGAAGGAUCUGGAUGUUUUACAUCAGAUAUAUUGAGACACACUGUCCAAAAACU
Messenger RNA from Cyprinodon variegatus (sheepshead minnow), 2993 nucleotides. RefSeq names its product interferon regulatory factor 4-like (gene irf4a). Gene Ontology annotation, molecular function: protein binding; RNA polymerase II cis-regulatory region sequence-specific DNA binding; DNA-binding transcription factor activity, RNA polymerase II-specific. Gene Ontology annotation, biological process: immune system process; regulation of transcription by RNA polymerase II. Gene Ontology annotation, cellular component: nucleus. The record is from RefSeq and is a predicted model, not a curated record. The transcript has 9 exons. Bases 78 to 1463 code for a protein of 461 amino acids. NCBI's taxonomy places the organism in Eukaryota, Metazoa, Chordata, Actinopteri, Cyprinodontiformes, Cyprinodontidae.